AUGAGGAGUUCAUACUCAGGGCUCUUUGCCCGGCGAUCAUGGACCUGUAUUCAAUGCAGAAAAUGCUCCUCCUCGGCGGGCGCAAAUGUUCGCAAACAAAAGACCAAGCUCCCCGACGCCCCUGCGCGCACGCGUUUUGCGCCCUCACCGACUGGAUACCUCCAUCUGGGGUCUCUACGGACGGCAUUAUUCAACUACCUGCUUGCUAAAAGAACUGGAGGCCAGUUUCUGCUCCGCAUUGAAGAUACCGAUCAGAAACGAACGAUUCCGGAUGCCGAGCAGCGACUCUAUGAUGAUUUGCAAUGGGCAGGACUGCAAUGGGAUGAAGGCCCUGUUGUUGGCGGGCCAUACGGACCUUACAGACAAUCCGAUAGAAAUGCUAUCUACCGAUCCCACGCCGACGACUUGAUCUCGAACGGUCAUGCUUACCGUUGUUUCUGCUCAUCCGACCGUCUCGACUCCUUCGCGCGCCAUCGAAGUCAAGCGGGUUUGCCUCCGGGAUACGAUAGGAAAUGCGCUGGGAUCUCCUCGGAAGAGUCCGAGGACCGAGCAUCGAAGGGCGAGGCCCACGUUGUUCGGCUGAAGGUGGAAGGAUACCCCAUGUUCAAUGAUUUGGUUUACGGCAAGACCGGCCAAAAUAAGCCCAACAACAGCAAACUGGACUUCAUCGACCGAGUCUAUGAUGAUCCAAUUUUGGUAAAAUCUGAUGGGCAUCCUACAUAUCAUCUGGCAAAUGUGGUGGAUGACCAUUGUAUGAAGAUCACCCAUGUUAUCCGGGGAACAGAAUGGAUGCCCUCAACACCGAUGCAUAUGGCCUUGUACAAUGCGUUCAAGUGGACACCACCACAGUUUGGCCAUGUUCCUCUGCUGGUCGACAAGAAUGGGCAGAAAUUAAGCAAGCGAAACGCCGACAUCGACUUGUCAUCGUUCAAGGACAAGCAGGGAAUUUUCCCUGCCACGCUAGUCAACUUCGCUGCACUUCUGGGCUGGUCUCAUUCCCAGAAAUCCGAUGUGUUCAAUUUAGAAGAGCUCGAGCAGAUUUUCAACCUCAAGAUCACUCGUGGCAACACUGUUGUCGCCUUCGAGAAACUCUGGUUCCUCCAGAAAGCCCAUGCACAGCGCUUCGCAGCUAAUAGUGGCCCACAAUUUGAUGAGAUGGUCAACAGGACUUGCGCUAUCGUGAAAGAAACUCACCCAGAAGAGAAACUAGUCGCAAUUCUCCAAGGCCGCACUCUCUCGGAUUAUAUAACCCCACUCCUGCGCGCAGACGCCAAAUCCUAUACAACUGCCGAAGAAUUUCUUGAGCGCAACUCUACUUUCUUCACUACCCACCUCGACCGCGUCCCAUAUACAUUCACCAAUUCCACUUCCCCUGAGCUCCCGACGGUACCUAUGCAAGCGCUGCACACCGCAGCCGCCGCAUUGACCCUCGUUCCCCCAGCCCACUGGGCCGUUGAGACGCACCGUUUUAACAUCACUUCUUAUGACGGCUCCGACUCGGUCACUCUUCCCGAGGAAAGGAGUAGUACGCCUAUCGCCACUGACAAGGUGUUUAAGAAAGAGCUGUAUCACUACCUCCGCUGGGCGCUGUCUGCGUCUGCCCCUGGGCCCGGAAUCCCUGAAACGAUGGAGAUUCUGGGGCGCGAGGAGACACUGCGCCGGAUCCAGGAUGCGAAGAAACUGACGCAGUCUCUUGUGCCGCAGGUGGGACGACGGGUUCCCAAGACUUCUGCGGAGAAGCAGAUGGAGGAGGAUCGGAGUUGGAUGGGGUCUUUGGCUCCUAGGAAAUGA
Messenger RNA from Penicillium macrosclerotiorum, 1791 nucleotides. Its product is annotated as glutamate--tRNA ligase MSE1. The transcript is spliced from 7 exons. The record is from RefSeq and is a predicted model, not a curated record. Gene Ontology annotation, biological process: glutamyl-tRNA aminoacylation. Bases 1 to 1791 code for a protein of 596 amino acids. Lineage: Eukaryota; Fungi; Ascomycota; Eurotiomycetes; Eurotiales; Aspergillaceae. Gene Ontology annotation, molecular function: glutamate-tRNA ligase activity; tRNA binding; ATP binding.